AUGAAUAAAGAGAAGGGUCAGACACAUAUCAUACAGGAAAGACUUCUAGCACAAAAUUUGGACCAAAACUAUCACCCUGCCGACGCCUAUGCUCUAUAUAACAAGCGAACAGGGAAUGCGGACGAUGAAUUCAUUGAACAUUGCAAUCAAAAUAUGGACUCGUUGCUUGUAUUCUCUGGUUUAUUCUCCGCUGUGACGGUCGCUUUGAUAGUCGAAAGCUAUAAGGGCUUGAGAGAAGAUCCCCAAGGUCGCACAGAGCAGCUCCUAGAGGCACUCAUUGGCAAAAAUGGUAGCGCAGCCAUCCCUCCCCAGUUUCGAUCGUUCUCACCUCCAAGAAUGAUCGUUACUGCAAACAUCUUACUCUUUUUAAGUCUCUCUUUUGCACUUUUUGCCGCACUCGGAGCUCUUCUUGUUAAAGAAUGGGCUCGUCAAAUAUUCAAAGGGUUGGAUGCACUUGGUUCUCCCCAGACUCGUGCUCGAGAGCAUUUCCAGCGAGUUGAAAGGCUGAAAAGGGGUCUCGUAUGCUGGCUUCACGGUGUGAACCCUGCCAUCUACCUGACGAUGAUGACCGUUACAGUCUCCGGAUUCGCUGCUUAUCUUGGGCUUGCAGUGAUCCCUGCCAUCAUUCAAGCACCAUCCAAACCUUUGCUUCCAAUUCAAGGAGAGGUACAAUCACACCCCCUUCCGGCACAUCUCAGACCCAUCGUUUGCACACCGCUGACUCGAGUUGGAAUCACAGUAGAGCAGCAUUCCGAAAUUCCCGACGAGUUGGACUAUAAAAUACUCAUUCGUUUCAUCGAAGAAGCAGACACCUUGGCGGAAUGGGAAGCUGCGAUUGACUCCUUGCGGGAUGGCCUUGCGCUCGUUCCCUCAGAGUCAAAGUUGCCCAUGGAUAAAAAUCAAUUCACCGUCAUCGUCCAAAAGGCUGCUUCUCUGGCUGCUAGUUGUCGCUCCUUCAGAGAUGGACACUUUGACAUUCACCCUGGGAUCAGCCUGGAGCGGGUGACCAUGAUCAUGCAAUUCUUUGAUCUAAUACUACAGGUAGCACCAGAACAAACGAGGCGAAGUGGGGUGAAUCUCGUGCUUCUGAUGAAUGUUGCUGACUUGCUCUUGGAACGUGCCAUGCAAGUGCUCUCCUUGGAGGAGAUAGCUUUGCAUGCAUCGGUUGUAGCACGAUUAGGGUAUCAACAAGGCGACUAUACCAUAGCAACGUGGCACUCGGUCAUGGAGGAGCGGUGUCGAAAGAGUCUAGAAUUAGCGGUCGACGUAAGCUCAAGAUGUGGCUAUAGAACUGUAAGAACUGCUAUUGAACAGCAGAGAAGCUUAGUCGAGGAAGUGGCAAAGCAAUGCGACCAGCCUUUGGGAGAUAAUAUGGAGGAGCAGCUGAUUUUUACUCAGGCGAAUUUUGUUGGUGCUUUUGCUGCAGUCGACGAGUUGAUUCGACUUAUACGAUCUGGUGCAGCUCAUAGAGACGACUAA
Molecule: messenger RNA, 1479 nt
Organism: Acaulospora colombiana
Lineage: Eukaryota; Fungi; Glomeromycota; Glomeromycetes; Diversisporales; Acaulosporaceae
Source: the annotation of a GenBank genome assembly